Messenger RNA from Capsicum annuum, 510 nucleotides. RefSeq names its product circumsporozoite protein-like. The coding region runs from base 1 to 510 and encodes 169 amino acids. The record is from RefSeq and is a predicted model, not a curated record. NCBI's taxonomy places the organism in Eukaryota, Viridiplantae, Streptophyta, Magnoliopsida, Solanales, Solanaceae. The transcript has a single exon.
AUGAACCUACUUUUACUAAAAACUACUUUUACUAAAAACUUGAGUGGUUGUGGUACUACAGAUAGGGGUGAAGACCUAGGUGGUGGUGAUAAUGUUUCUUCUAUUGGUAAGGACUUAGGUGGUCGUGGUGUUUUUGCUAUUGGUGGGGGCUUGGGUGAUGGUGGUGUUGCUGCUAGGGGUGAGGACGUAGGUGGUGGUGGUGCUUCUACUAUUGGUGGGGACUUGGGUAAUGAUAGUGGCGCUGCUAGGGCUCAGUACUUAGCUGGUUGUGGUAGUGAUUUUUUUAUUGCUGGUGGGGACUUUGAUGCUAAUAGUGUUGCUUCUAGAGGUGAGGACUUAGGUGGUGGUGGUGGUGGUAGUAGUAGUGGUAGGAGUGAUGAUUUGGGUAGUGUAAAUGAUGUUAAUGCUACUGGUGAGAAUUUGGGUGGUGUUCCUGCUGGUAUUAAUCAAAAUUUAGGUGACACUGCUUUUGUUACUGCAACAGAUGUCACAGUCAUUCCAUCAGAUUAG